This is a messenger RNA of Cokeromyces recurvatus, 1231 nucleotides long. RefSeq lists its product as uncharacterized. Gene Ontology annotation, cellular component: nucleus. Gene Ontology annotation, molecular function: DNA-binding transcription factor activity, RNA polymerase II-specific; RNA polymerase II transcription regulatory region sequence-specific DNA binding. Gene Ontology annotation, biological process: regulation of transcription by RNA polymerase II. Lineage: Eukaryota; Fungi; Mucoromycota; Mucoromycetes; Mucorales; Mucoraceae. The record is from RefSeq and is a predicted model, not a curated record. The coding region runs from base 113 to 1183 and encodes 356 amino acids. The transcript has 6 exons.
UUUCAAUUGCAUAUUGUCAACGGAGAUUCAAAAUAUAUUUUAUCCACUUAAAACAAGAAUAAAAAUAUUUUUUUUUUCCUGUUGUUGUUGUUGUUCUUUUUUCAUAAUCGGCAUGUCUUCACCUGAAACUAAAAAAAGGAAAAUAGAUUAUAAAUGUCAGUAUUGUGAUAAAUCAUAUAAAAAACCUAGCAAGCUUACUGAACAUGAGCGAUCUCAUACUGGAGAAAGACCCUUUAUUUGUUCAUAUCUUGGUUGUAAUAAAUCGUACAUGCGAAAUAGUCAUUUAAAAGUUCAUGAAAGAUCACAUGCCAACAUUAAAGAUUUUGUUUGUUCUUUUGAGAAUUGUGAUAAAGCGUAUGGAACAAAACAGCAUUUACAACGUCAUGAAAAGACUCACACUUCACCUUUAAUUAAGUGUGAAUAUCCGGGAUGUACAGCUGAAUUUUCAAAACGUUUUCAAUUACGUUGGCAUAGAGCUUCUCACGAAAAGGGCACUUAUAUCUGUAAUGUUUGUCAAAAUGCAUUUGAUUCAUUACCAGCAUUAGAAAAACAUAAAAAUAGAGUUCAUGAAAAUCCAAUCAUUUAUAACUGUACAACUUGUGAUCAAUCUUUUUUAAAAUGGUCGGAAUUAAGAAAACAUGUUCAAGUUGAACAUCCUGCAGUCUGUACCAUCUGUAAUAAAACAUAUACAAGACCGUCUUACCUGAGACAACAUAUAAAAGAUAAACAUACUGAUCCUAUAAAAUGUACUUGGUUUGGUUGUGAUUCUAUACUUAAAAAUAGACGCAGUUAUCGAUUUCAUCUUGCAUUUGUACAUGAACAAUAUGUAAAAUAUAAAUGUGAUUCAUGUGGUAAAGGAUUUCCUUAUAAAUCAGUAUAUGAACGUCAUAAAAAAUCACAUGAACCUAAACCAAAAUCAACUUCGUCACGCCCCAAAAGAUCUCUUGCGGAAAUAUUAACAGGCUAUAACUAUUAUUCCAAAAAUGGAUUCCGUUAUAAAUGCCCCUUUGAACACUGUCAAUUUAAAUUUACAAAUACAUAUUUAUUAAGGCGCCAUUUAGAGGGGAAACACCAUGAAAAUGACGUUAAAGCAUUUGAAAGGUCACAACUUGAAAAUACUGAGCAAAGUGAAAACACGGCUACUACAAAUACUACUACUACUACUACUACUACUGUAAAUUGAUUUAUUGUUGUAUAACUUCUGCUGGAUUCUGAACGACAAUUAACAAAU